CCCGUGGUUCUGCUCCUAGGGGGACAUGCUCUUCAGUAGCUGGAUGGCCAUCUUUUCUGGAAACGGCGCCGUGUUCGAGCCCCAGGUCCCCAUCUAUUCCUUUGAUGGACGGAAUGUGAUGACAGACCCGUCUUGGCCUCAGAAGCUGCUGUGGCACGGCUCCAGCGAGGGGGGCAUCCGCACGACGUCCAGCUACUGCGAGGCGUGGCGGGCGGGGGACACGGCCGUGACGGGGCAGGCCUCCCCGCUGCUCAGCGGCCGGCUCCUGGGCCAGAACACGCGCAGCUGCUCCAACCGCUUCAUCGUGCUGUGCGUGGAGAACAGCUUCAUGCCCCCCCCGGGCAGGAACUGAGCAUAGGUCCCUAAACCCCAGCUCCAUCACAGAACCAACCCCCCCCUGCAAAAUCAGGCACUGUUUCUUCCCCCCUUUUUUAUUCUGUUUCCAUGUGUCACUUUUUCAAAGAUGUAAAUAUAUGUAAAUCGAUCCCUGA
Molecule: messenger RNA, 491 nt
Organism: Paramormyrops kingsleyae
Lineage: Eukaryota; Metazoa; Chordata; Actinopteri; Osteoglossiformes; Mormyridae
Source: RefSeq, a predicted model, not a curated record